UGCUUCCCCAUUUCCUUCCCAAAGUUUGGGCAGAACCCAUGGCCGCGGCAGCAGCUCCGCUCCUGCCCCGGCAGCGAAGCCCCGUCCAGCGGCAGCUCUUGGGUGUGGGUGCCCAGGUGGGUCAGGGCUUCGGUCUGCAGCAGCCCCAGGACAAGGUGUCGGUGGCAGCAGGGCAGAUGCUCACACUCAGGUGCACUGUGCCUGGACAUGCUGGACCGGGUCCUGUGAAGUGGCUGAAGGGCUGGGGCAGUGGGAACAAGACCGUCUAUGAUCAGAAAAGGAAGGAUCCCUCCUCCCGUGUGACAAGAGCAGUGAAUGAGUCCAACACAGACUUCACCAUCAACAUCAGGAACUUUCAGCCCAAUGAUGUUGGCACCUAUUACUGCGUGAAGUUCGUCAAGGGGAAGACUGGUGAGGAUGAGGUGUUUCAGCAUGGCAGUGGCACAGAGGUGUCCAUGUAUGAGACAGCCCUGGUUCCUGGAAUGGUGGCUGCAGCUGUAGUGCUCUGCUUCCUCCUUCUCCUCGGCCUCUUCAUCAUCCUUUGCAUGUACAGGAGGAAGCGCCAAGGUGGGGUGGGCAGCCCAUGCCCGGCCAGGACAGUGGCCAUGGGAAGCUUCUUGUCUGUCCCUCUGCAGUGCUGUGCAGGGAGCCCCAGCACCCCCAGUGAAGUCCUGGAUGCAGAGAGCUCCCACCUGCCCAGCCAGCAUUCCCCAUUUGUGUGGGAAUGCACAAAUCUUUUGCAGCAGAGCAGCAAGGAAGAGAACAACAUCCACUACGCCGACCUGCAGCCCCUGCCCCCGGCCCUGCGGCGUGGCAGGAGCCCAGGCACAGCCCCCACCGAGUAUGCCAGCCUCAGGGCAGCUGCCAAGUGACGCAUGGCACUGCUGCCUGCGCGGCCAGCCCCUGUCAGGGUGGAAGAAGGGACGUUUCUGCAGGGCACAAUAAAGAAGAAGUGGAGCUGUUUGCAUGGCGCACCCUGAUCUCAGCUCAGCACACCCCGAUCUCGCUCACCAUGCUCGCAUCUCUCAGGGGGAGCUCUCCCAGGACCUGGAAGCCAUCUCAACAGCAGGAGCAGACCACAAGGCCAAGCACCUCUACCUUGUGCAAGCUGUUUGCUGCUGAUGGCACCAAGAGGACUUCACACACAAUUGUGUCCACCAGCAUGGGCCUCCACUGGCCCAUUCCCAGCCCACAGGUCCAUAAUUUGUGUUAUCUUUUCACCACCCUCAUUAAAGCCAGCAAACAGCC
Molecule: messenger RNA, 1248 nt
Organism: Pseudopodoces humilis (Tibetan ground-tit)
Lineage: Eukaryota; Metazoa; Chordata; Aves; Passeriformes; Paridae
Product: signal-regulatory protein beta-1-like
Source: RefSeq, a predicted model, not a curated record